AUGGCAAAAUACAUAACUUUAACAAGAGGAAAUCGGCUUCUCUGCAUUGGAGACUACACCUACUCCAUAAGCAGGCCUGUGAGCAACGGGUAUCGGUACAAAUGCACGAAUACCCGCAGCAAGAAGUGCACCGCUUUUGCUUACGUCAGCAACGACGAUAUCAUUUUCAAGCAAGGCAAUGAGCAUAACCAUCCGCCUAGCACAUACUUUCGAUUUGUAAGAUCAACCAGGGGCAAAGGCGCAAUCAUAGCAAUAUGCGACAACUAUCUGUUCAGCCGGAAUUCUAAGAUCGGCAAAGGAGGGGCCAGGUUCGCUUGCUCGAAACUCUCAAAGAAUUGCCCUGGCAGGAUACGCGGGAGAAGGUAUCGAAGCAUGGGCUUACGAGCAAGAUGGACCCAAGAGGAAAUGCAACUGGCCAUGGCAGCCGUGAAGAGUGGGGAGAUGGGAGUGUACACAGCAUCACAGCAUUUCAACAUCCCAAGGCGGACUCUGGGUUCCUACCUGAAAAAUAACAGGGAACACAAAUCGAAGCUAGGGCGGAAACCUUCGAUAUCCAUAAGUGAGAAGACAGACUCUAGCAGCACGCAAGAAUCCAUAGACAUGUAAAGGAUGAUGCCUUGGUUAAUGGUUGAAUUUCAAAUGACUGAUUUUUUAUAUGAAAGUUCUUUGGUUUCUGUGCAGUUUGUUAAAUUGUUAAUUGAGAGAUUAAGACACUCCAGGAUGAACUUGAACUAAUAUGGAAAUUAAUUAUGCACGCGAUCUCAUUUUAUAGUUAGAGUUAUUAAUUAUUGUUAAUAUCUCUCGAUAGUUUAAAAAAAUCAUAAUAAUCACCUACUUUCAUAUUGUAUACAAAACUUUAUUUCCAAAUUUCUUAAAAAUGUACUACAUUAAGAUGCAGAGAGAAAUGAAAUCCCUGCAUAAAAAAAUUUUUGCAGGGAAGGGGUAAACUCUGAUGCCGACA
Molecule: messenger RNA, 961 nt
Organism: Leguminivora glycinivorella
Lineage: Eukaryota; Metazoa; Arthropoda; Insecta; Lepidoptera; Tortricidae
Exons: 4
Coding region: 1-606 (201 amino acids)
Molecular function (GO): DNA binding
Source: RefSeq, a predicted model, not a curated record